AGAACCAAAAAAACAGAAGAGAAGCGAAACGAAGAAAAAACAAAAAUCCCUUUUGCCUUUAGGGCACAAAGGGGAAGCCUUUCAAGAGAUUAAAGAGAUUCUCUUUUACUGGGUAUGCAUUGAGAAUUGGGACUUUCAGGUUAUUGGUUCUUGAAUUGAAACUUGGGAUGUUGGUUUUAGCUCAAUAGAAUUGUGAAGUUUGCUUCAGCUGUAUAUUGUUGAAGAUGGGAUCCAAUAAAGGGUUUUCCCGUUCCGAUACGUUGGAGAUCAAAUCCCUCAUUUUCCGGGAAAUCGGGCAUCAAAGAGCUGAGAGUUACUUCGAUCAGCUCGGAAGAUUCUUUGCCUUGAGGAUCACCAAGUCUGAAUUUGACAAGUUCUGUAUCAAGACGAUCGGUAGGCAAAACAUUCCUCUUCAUAACCGUCUAAUACGUUCCAUCGUCAAGAACGCUAGUGUUGCCAAAUCUCCUCCAUCGAGAUAUCCAAAGAAAGGUGGGAACUUUGUCAGAUUCGGAAAUGGGAACUCGAAGAGCAAUCAAAUUCAGCCGCUUUAUGGGGAUUCUGCAAUCUCUCCUUCGACUCGCAAAUGCAGGUCAAAGAAGUUCAGAGACCGGCCAAGCCCGCUUGGCCCACUUGGGAAGCCUCAGAGUUUAACUACAACGAACGAGGAGUCAAUGUCUAAGGCACAAAGUGCUACUGAAUUGCUUUCUCUAGGAAGUAGACCUCCCGUUGAAGUUGCGUCUGUGGAAGAAGGAGAAGAGGUUGAACAAGUUGCAGCAAGUCCAAGUGUGCAGAGCCGUAGUCCAGUUACUGCUCCGCUCGGUGUUUCCAUGAGUCUUAGGGGUGGAGUCACUAGAAAGUCUCUUUCCAAUGUAUCUGUGUGUAGUAGUAGCAGUUUGAACCCUGAGACUUGUCAGAGCAGCGGUGAACUACCUGAUACAAGAACGCUGCGGAAUCGGUUGGAGAGGAGAUUGGAGAUGGAAGGGCUAAAGAUAUCUAUGGACUCUGUUAGUCUUCUUAAUAGCGGGUUGGAUGCGUUUAUGAGAAGGUUGAUUGAGCCUUGUCUGAGUUUGGCCAACACUCGAUGUGGGAAUGAACAAGUGAGAGAGAUGAAUUUCCAGUACGCACAUCAAAGCAGAAGGCUUUCGUAUGUAUCUAUGUCUGAUUUUCGUGCUGGUAUGGAGCUGAAUCCUCAGAUUCUUGGAGAAGAGUGGCCUAUACUUCUGGAGAAGAUAUGUUCACGUGCUUUAGACGAGUAAAGAAGAUUCAGCUACUAUACAUAGCAUUUGAUUAGACUCAUUGGAUAGAUAUACCUGAAGCUGAAAUUCUUUCCUGGAAUUUGGGUUUGUGAAAAGUUUUCUGGUUGUUGGUUCGCGCCGAGCCAUUGGAAAAAGUUGUUGAGAUGAUUCAAGUCACCAAAGGAAGUAGCUUUGAAGAGAACAAAGGUGGGUCUUAGUGUUGUACAAGUUAUGUUAGUAGAGUGAGAUUAAAUAGGGAUUUUAAGGUUAAACGCCAUUUGAUUAGCUGAUUGUUUUGUUUUACACUCCUGUGUCAUUUUCUUUUCCCUUUUUGCUCUCUGAUGUAACAAAAUUAAUAAUGAAAGCAAAAAAAAAGAAAAAUCAGUUUCGCUU
Molecule: messenger RNA, 1628 nt
Organism: Eutrema salsugineum
Lineage: Eukaryota; Viridiplantae; Streptophyta; Magnoliopsida; Brassicales; Brassicaceae
Exons: 2
Coding region: 225-1256 (343 amino acids)
Biological process (GO): regulation of transcription by RNA polymerase II
Cellular component (GO): SAGA complex
Molecular function (GO): transcription coactivator activity
Source: RefSeq, a predicted model, not a curated record